Molecule: messenger RNA, 658 nt
Organism: Paramecium pentaurelia
Lineage: Eukaryota; Ciliophora; Oligohymenophorea; Peniculida; Parameciidae
Source: the annotation of a GenBank genome assembly
AUGGAAUUAUUAAACAAUUAGGAGAAAGAAUUAUUAAGCAAAUAUAAAAAAUAUAUUUCAAAUACUAAGACUUAAGAACCAACUAAAUAUUCUGAUAUAUUUAUAGGAAAACAUUAAAUAGAUGAUGUACAAUUAAAAGAUGAUAUUAAAUUUCAAAAUACAAAAAUGAGUGUUAAAUCUUCUUCAGAUAAUCAAAGAAAUGAAUUUAAAAAUAUAAUGUCAUAAUUGAGAAAUUCUUAGAUUAUAAAAAGAGAAAAUGAGAAUAGAAAUUAAAAUAGUAUGUUAUUUGAAGAAAUUUCAAAAUAGAAAUAAUAAAAUGAUUAAAGUUAAAUGUUUUUAAUUAAAGAAUGUUUAGAUAAACCUGAGAAACAAGUAAGAUAGAUUUCAUCUAUAUCAUAAGAUUAUCUAGAAUAAAAAAACAUAAAAGAGAAAAUAAAGAGUAGAUAAUCAACAUAAGAUAUUUAAAAAUAAUUUAAUGAGUAUAAAUAACUAAUAAACAUUUAGAAAAUUAUUAUAAUAACUUGAAAGAUUGAUAUAAAAGAAAAAGAUAGAUAGUAAAUUCUUAUUUUGCAUGAUACAAAAACACAUUGAAGAAUGCCCUUAAUUUGGUAAAAGAGUAAAGGAAGAUAUUAAAGAACUAUUACAAUAAUUAUUAUGA